This is a messenger RNA of Mobula hypostoma (lesser devil ray), 3525 nucleotides long. It is a transcript of the gene zdhhc18a, whose product is annotated as zinc finger DHHC-type palmitoyltransferase 18a. Gene Ontology annotation, biological process: protein targeting to membrane; peptidyl-L-cysteine S-palmitoylation. The record is from RefSeq and is a predicted model, not a curated record. NCBI's taxonomy places the organism in Eukaryota, Metazoa, Chordata, Chondrichthyes, Myliobatiformes, Myliobatidae. Bases 102 to 1313 code for a protein of 403 amino acids. Gene Ontology annotation, cellular component: endoplasmic reticulum; Golgi apparatus. Gene Ontology annotation, molecular function: protein-cysteine S-palmitoyltransferase activity. The transcript is spliced from 9 exons.
CGGAGGCUGAGGGUAUAUGGGAAGUGUGGCGGCUUGAGUGAGGGAACCGGAUGACCGGGAGCGGAGACGCGGAGCGCUGAGCACCCCCGGCCGUUUCGGUGAUGAAGGUGUGCGAGUACCGGCAGAUCGCACUGGGGCCCGGGCAAGGCUCCACGCCGGCUCCCCCGUGCCAGACUCCGGCCUCGGGCAAGCAGCGGCGCCAGCGCAAGUGGGAGUCGUUCGCCGGCAAGAAUCGGUUCUUCUGCGACGGGCGGCUGAUAACCGGGCGGCAGAGUGGCGCUUUCUACCUGACCCUGGGCCUCAUCCUCGGCACCAGCGGCCUCUUCUUCGGGUUCGACUGUCCUUACCUGACGGAGAACCUGACGCUGGCUAUUCCCAUUAUUGCGGGGCUGCUGUUUGUGUUUGUAUUAAGUGCACUGCUGCACACGAGUUUCACCGACCCUGGGAUUCUGCCACGAGCGACGCCAGAUGAAGCAGCCCACUUGGAGAAGCAGAUAGAUAACCCUGGUGGAUCAGGUUAUCGACCGCCGCCUCGAACGAAGGAAGUGGUGAUCAAUGGGCAGGCAGUGAAGCUUAAAUACUGCUUCAGCUGCAAGAUGUUCCGGCCCCCGCGAACGUCACACUGCAGCCUUUGUGAUAACUGUGUGGAGCGAUUUGAUCACCAUUGUCCUUGGGUCGGAAACUGUGUCGGGAAAAGGAACUACAGAUUUUUCUACAUGUUUCUGUUGUCGCUUUCCUUUCUAACUGCUUUUAUUUUUGCCUGUGUGAUAACUCACCUCGCGCUGCGAUCUCAGGACAUUGGGUUAUUAAACACGCUCCAGGAAACUCCAGCUAGCGCACUUGAGCUGGUGGUUUGUUUUUUCUCAGUUUGGUCCAUUCUGGGUCUCUCAGGGUUUCACACAUACCUGGUGGCCUCCAACCUGACAACAAAUGAAGAUAUUAAAGGUUCAUGGUCCAGUAAGCACUCAGAGGAAAGCAGUAACCCCUACAGUUAUAACAGUAUCAUCAUUAACUGCUGUGCAGUAUUAUGUGGACCAAUGCCACCCAGUUUAAUUGACAGACGUGGCUUCUUGGACCCAGAUACAACACAAGAGUCUGGGGGCCAGCACAGUGUUACUCAGGGAGUGAAAACAGAAGGCAGCCUGACAAGUCUGUGUGUCCUGAACAAAACCAUGCCAGAGAAGUCAGACGGCGCUGUGAUCUGUGCCAUCGAGCCCCCUGGCCACAUCAAAUCUGCGCACGCACAAGGAAAAGGUACGAUACAGCUGAUAUUCCAGCAAGCAACGAGGACAGUUUCUUCCCCCAGUGCAUGAGCUAUUUCUGGAUUGAACCAUUGGAUUCCUGUGGACCUUGGACACUCCUGAGGUGUGAACAAUGGCAGCAACUGCAUGCUUUGACCAAAUGCAUAGCUGUGUCACCAUUGCUGCUUUUAUUCAGAGAAAGACAAGAAGUUUUAGUACCAAAGAUCACCUGAUCUAUACAGAUCUGCGAUUUAAUGACUAGAAUUUUUGUAGGAGAGAUCUGCGUGUUCUGGAAUGCCAGAUAUUUGGACAAAACAAAACUUUUGCUGCAGGUGUGCAGUUUGAUAUGGUUCUGAGUAUAGAUAAGUAUGGAGCAUUGAUAACUGUGACAUUGGGAUGAGCUGAUUGGAUUAAUAUUUUUAAUUUGCUGAUUUUUGAGGCAAAAUUUGAAAUAUGCGAUCUGGGAAAGUCAACUAGAUUUUUAAAAUAUAAAUGUUCUUUGGGAAAUCAGUUCAUUAUUCAUAUUACCAGAUAGUCACAUAAACGUAACCUCCUUGCUAGAGAAAUAAUCAUUGGUGCACCUUUGUGGUAAAGUGUUUUGCUCCAAUAAUGUAGUUAAUUACUAUCAAUGGGAUGGAUAUUUAAAGAUAGUAAAUAAGCACAAUGUCAAAGCAAGGUAGCAGCUGCCAACUACGCUGGACAACAAAGAUUUUGCUUUCUGAAUACUUUUGGGUGUAUCUAAUGGAUUUUGGCCUGCUGGUCAUGAAAAUCCCCGUGAAGCUUCUCUAUCAUGGACCAUUUAAAAAAAAAUUGCCUAUAUUUGUUAUUUCAAUUCAUAAUUCAAGUCAGAAUACUGAUGCCAAGAUUAGGGAAGGCAUUUUUGUUGCUCCACAAAUCAAACAGUUCAUCAAUGACAGGCAAUUCAAAGAGCUUCUAGUGGGACUGGAGAAAAUCGCAUGGAAGGCAUUCAAGGAUGUUGCUCAAAAUUUUCUUGACAAUUACAGAGCACGCAGCUGGUUGACAACAUGGUUCAAGCAUACAAGACCAUGAAGUGAACAUGUCACUAAAGGUUCAUUUACUGCAUUCCCAUUUAGACUUCUUCCCUGCAAAUCUUGGCCUUGUUAGUGAUGAGCAUGGUGAAAGGUUUCACCAGGACAUUGCGGUCAUGGAGAAAUGGUAUCAUGUCAACUGGAAUCCAUCAAUGCUGGCUGAUUAUUGUUGGACACUUAAGGGAGAAGCCUCAGACACUGAGUACAAAUGAAAACCAUCAACAAGCUUAGUUGAACUAUUGCAAAGCGUCAACACUGUAAUGCAAUUAAAUGCAUUAUAGUCAAUAAAAGUUCAUGUUUUGUGUCUCCAAAUUCCUACGUGAUACAAAUAGUCUGAAACUAUAUUUGUGUCCAACUUCAAGUGAACUAUCAUAAACAAAAAAAAAAUUCUGAGGAAGCAACACUUACAAAAAAAAUUGUUGUCCAGUGUUAUUAAGUGGAUUAGUGACAAGUAUAUUUACUCACCAAUAUACCAUAGAUGCAGUGAGUAACUAAACCCAAAGCUUUGCCUAUGUGAAUGCUGCAGAAUGUUAUUCACAAUAAGUUAAAGGGAGAUCUGAGAAAAACCUCGAACUGGCUGUAUGCUUGAUGCAAACAAGUAUUCUUCUACUACAUGAGCCAUUCCUGUCUGGAAUGGGUAGAUACUUCGGGCGUUUUGAACUCUCUUGGCUUAAAGAAUAAGUUUAAGAAGUUAAGAGUGCUUUCAUUUGCCUGGAUGACCAGGACGGCAGCAUUUACAUUGGUUUACACUUCCCAGCAUGGUCUCACUCUUUUAGAACUGUUUGCUCUUCUCUUAACUUUGCCUAAUUAGCAUCUACAAAUGUACCCAUGGCUCUUCUCUUCUUAAAUAUGCUUGUGUGAAGACGAGGAUGUGAAGUUUAAUUUGCACUAUGAAGCGCCCUCUUACCUCAGAAUCACCCCUCAAACCUUGCCAAUAUAUUCCUUGAGAAUACAACUUAUUGACUGGUGUUCUGAACUGGCCACACUGGGAAGUUAGAUGAUUAGCUCAUUCUAAAAGUGUCAUUCUGCAGUAUAUUACAGUGAGAACUGGCUUAUUAUCAUAUAGUUUUAACUGGCAUUACCUAAUUUACAAGCAAUAUGGACAUCUGACUUGCAUUGUGCAUUGCUUCAGAUAUUAAGUGCCUUGUGCAGUUGCUUUGCAUAUAUUCCAAAUGUGUCAGAUUACUGUAGAUUGUUGAUAGUGUUCCUAUAUUCAGUCCAAUAAAUAUUGAUGC